AUGGUAAUAAGAGAGUUGGGCUUGCCACAAAUCUCAGCUAAUCAAGUUUCUUUUCUAGAAAGAGGUUUUUCGGAUAUCGAAAUUAGAGAUGCUAUGUUUUCAAUGGGAGAUUCUAAAUCUCCGGGGCCUGAUGGUUUCACUGCGGCCUUUUUCAAAAAGCAUUGGAUCAAGGUAGGAUUGUCGGUUUGUGAAGCAGUUCGGAGUUUUUUCUCUUCAGGCUACCUUCUUAAAGAAUGGAAUCAUUCGAUAUUGGUUAUGAUACCAAAGAGAGACUUUCCAGAGGAUACGAGUCAUCUUAGACCUAUAAGUUUGUGUAAUACGGUGUAUAAAUGCGCUUCUAAGUGUUUGGUGGUGAGAUUGAAGGCUCUUAUUCCAAGCAUUAUUUCACCGUCUCAGCAUGCCUUUAUUUCUGGUCGUUUCAUGGCUGACAAUAUCCUCUUGAGUCAUGAAGCUAUUGAUAAAUUAAAUUAUCAUCAUAGGGGGAGAAGUUAUCUUGCUUCGUUGAAAAUAGACAUGAGCAAGGCCUAUGAUAGAGUUCAUUGGGGCUUUCUUAUUCAAGUUUUAAGGGGUUAUGGUUUUCCUCAGCAUUGGAUCCGAUUGGUUCAUCAAUGUAUUUCGACAGUCUCCUACAAAGUGCUAAUUAAUGGCCACACAUCGGAAAAUUUUAGGCCUCGUUGCGGAAUUCGACAAGGUGAUCCGUUAUCUCCUUUUUUGUUUCUUUUCUGCAUGGAUAUUUUAUCUAGAAUGUUGCAGUUAGGGAAUGAUCUUAAGCAGUUUACGGGGAUUAAAUUGACUAGAGGAAGCCCGCAAAUGACUCAUCUUUUCUUUGCGGAUGACGCUCUUCUUUUCUUCAAUGCUACAAAUGAAAGUUGUUGUGCAGUCUCGAACAUUCUUCAGAGGUUUUGUGGAAUCUCAGGUCAACAACUUAACUUGCAGAAAUCUCUUUUUAAAGUAAGUCCGAAUACUCCUGAGGAAAGUCGGCUUCGUUUCAAAGGUAUUUUAAAGAUGGAACUGGUUCAGAAUAUAGGAACACAUUUGGGAGUUCCAAUUGACUUGGUGGGAAAGAAACAUUCCAAUUUUCAAUUUAUUGUGGAUAAGGUUGCAGUUAAGAUCUCAGCUUGGAACUCUUGCAACCUUUCUCAAUCUCAGAAAUUAGUUUUGAUUAACUCUGUUCUUCUUGCUAUGGCUUCUCACGUCUUCAGCUGCAUGGAGGUUCCAUUGUUAAUAUCGUCAAAGUUAGAUUCUAUUAUUGCUAGAUUCUUCUGGGCUGGGAGAGCAGGUUCAGGUUUUCAUUGGGUCUGGAGACUUAAUAAUAACCCUCUCUCGUUGUUAGCUGGAGUGGUGGAUAGGAAAUUUUUGAAACUUCUAAGGACCGGGAUUAAAGCUUCUCUUAUUGGUAGGCGUCUUUCUUGGGGUAUGAGAGGGUUGGGUAGAGCUUCCAACCUGGUUCUUGAAGGGUGUAAUUGGAAAGUGGGUAACGGAAAGUCAAUUGUUGCAGGGAGGGAUAAGUGGGUGAACGGAGGUACUCCAGUUUUCAGUUCUAAUGUCACUCUUAGGCAAGCUAAGGAUUGGAAAGUACACCAUUUCUUGCUUCCUUCUGGGGAAGGCUGGAAUUUAGCAGAGAUCAAUUCUAGUUUUGAAUUCUCGGAUGCUCGGAGAAUUUUGAGUAUGGAACUUCCUUCUUCUAAUGCUGAGGAUUUACUUUAUUGGAAAUACCAUAUAUCAGGUAAGCUUUCUGUUAAGUCUGCGUAUGCCAUACUAGUUUUAGGAGAUUCUAGUGACUAUGGGUUGAAUUCAGAGUCCGUUUUCUAUAAAUCCUUAUGGUCUAUGAAGAUUCUUCCUAAAUGGAAAAUGUUCAUUUGUAAGCUCCUUCAUAAUGGGAUUGCUACUAAGGCUAAUUUAGGGAGGAGGGGUGUUCAGCUGUCAACGGUGUGUGACGAGUGUAAUGCAGGAGAUGAGGAUCUUCAGCAUCUUUUUCGGUUUUGCAAGUUUGCUCAGGAUGUUUGGAGGAGUGGUUCACUCGCUAUCCAUUCAAAUUUCAAUGAAGCCAUGUCUUUCCAAGAAUGGUUUAUGUUUUAUAUCCGACGAUUUCAAAGUCAGGAUGGUAAGAAUAGUCCGAGGUGUUUGUACUUUAUGAGUACUCUUUGGAGUUUAUGGUUGGUUAGGAAUAAUCGUGUUUUUAGAGGUCAAUCUACUUCUUCUUCGGCAAUGCAUAAUUGUAUCAAGUCAGGUUUGGAUCAAAUUUCAAUAUUGCACCAGCAUCCGUCACCUUAUUUAAGGUUUUUCCAUCCUCCUGAAGUGGAUCCGAUCGUUCCUCCGUGCUUUUCUAGGAUUAUCUUAUCAGGGAUUGAAGAUGGAAAUCCCACUACUAUAAUUGUGUCUGAUGGGUCUUGGUUUAAAAGCUCAAAGAUUGCUGGUAUGGGCUGGUAUUUGGAUAGGCAACAGGUUCCAAGUGAUCGAAUUUUAGGGGGUGCGCAGCCAGGUUUGACAAGUUCUGCUCUCCACUCUGAGGUUUUAGCUUGUUUAUUAAGUCUGCGGUGGGCGUCUCAAGCCGGGUUUGAUAGAGUCACAAUUUUUACUGAUUCUCUACGUUUGGUCGAUUUACUGAGAUCGAUGGAGAUUACGGAUAUCAACCUCAUCUGGACGCUUGCGGAAAUCCAAAGAAUUGGAAAGACCUUUCUAUGGUGUUGUAUUAACAAGGUUGAUAGGCAGAGAGUUCAUCAGGCGCACAAGCUUGCAAAGGCAGCUUCUACUUUAUAUGAAGAUGGUGACAACAUUGAUGAUGAGGGGAUUUAUUUUGAUUUGAAUGACGCAGCAGAAGAAACAUGGGACAUGGAACAUGUUGUGUUUCCAUUUGACCUGAAUGAACCAGCAUCUUUGGAGCAUCAUCAAAGCCACUUGCAGCAACAACAAAUUGUAGGGACAAGGGGUCAUCAAAUCAAGAAGAAGCCAAGGCUUAACUGUGACACAAGGUUGUAA
Molecule: messenger RNA, 2979 nt
Organism: Spinacia oleracea (spinach)
Lineage: Eukaryota; Viridiplantae; Streptophyta; Magnoliopsida; Caryophyllales; Amaranthaceae
Exons: 3
Coding region: 1-2979 (992 amino acids)
Molecular function (GO): nucleic acid binding; RNA-DNA hybrid ribonuclease activity
Source: RefSeq, a predicted model, not a curated record